AUGACAUGGUCCGUUCAGGUGGUCCGGAUCUUCGUCUGGUUGUCCCUAGCGUACGGCGCAGUCGAAGCUGCUGCGGCGGCGGCGCCUCCUCACCAGACCAUCACUCUAGAAGCACUACCUCGUUUGCUUUCGAUACACGAGCCCGCACCGAACGUGACCUCGGCAGCAGACGUGGGCGUACGGAACAAUGCUACCGUCUACAUCGCAAUCCCGCCAGUGUCGAUGGACCAACAGCUCUACGUAACCAUCAACGUCUGCUCCCUUUCAUCCUCGACGCAGUACCCAACUAUACUGGUCUCAAACGGCACGUCACUCUCGACGACGACAGAUGAUGCCGGCGAUCAAGCGUCUCUUUCGCCGCGGGACGAGACGUAUCUCUCUGCCGACUCGAAGCUGGACCGUUCGUCCGGGUUCUCAAACAAGGCGAACGCCAAUCACGUUCGAGAAGUGCUCAGGGGGCAAUAUGUUUGGGACAUCAAGCUGGAAGGCAACGCGGGCUUUGCCAAUUGGACGGGCUGGAUGGGUGAUGGCGGCCUAGUCGGAAUAUUUGCAGAGCAGGGCGAUUCCAUAGACGCAGAGGUCGGUCUGCGUGUCGGAGCACCUCUACACUCCGUGGCACCCGACUUGCCUCUACUCGGCGACACGACAGACACUCAGGCCCUCAUCAUGUCACCUGUCCUCGAACCGCUCGACGAGUAUCGCGACGUGCCAUCUUACCCAAACUACACGCUCUUCUCGCCUUUUCCCCAAAAGAUAGACGUGCCGGAUGUGGACGCCAAACCGUUAUACCAGGCUCGGCCGAUGUACCCGAUCAUGCUCGAGACCGCCUCCUGGGCGGCAGCGGGAGGACCUACGUUAUUAAGCGCUAGCAUGUGUGCCAUAUACCGCAGGGUGAACGAGACGACCGACUUGACCGGGUUUGCAGACAUUCUACGCAACGACUCGCGCACGGAAGAGUUUGAAACAAGCACGGCUCAAGCGACCGCUUCCUUUAUUCAACGUCCAGCAGGUUGGCGAUGGGAUUGGGUCGUACAAGGCUUGGUUUCAGACGCCACCAACUAUACUUCGUGGAUUGUUGAACCUGGUGACAGUCCGAGUCGCGGUACGAUACAUGGUCCGAUCAACAUGGUCACAAAGGAAGCCACAUUCCCUUGCCCUCUUGUACACGGACUCGGCCUCUGUCCGUCGAUCGCUUAUGCGGCGCCGCUGAACGUGUCGUCGGACAAGCCGUACCCGAUCGUCACUUCGCUCGAGAGUCACCUCGAAGACGUCCUGAGCGCAUCGCUCAACGGGUUUUCGACAUCCUUGCUCUCCUCGGCAUGUGGCAGAGACCUUUUCUCGCCUGUCAGCACGUGUGCGGAUUGUUUCGACGAAUAUAGGGAAUGGCUCUGUCGCUCGAUCUUGCCUCGAUGUGCGUCCCGUGCUCAAAUCGAUGCGUCGGACGGACGGACCCAGAUGAUGGCAAAUGAACAGUACAAGGGCGAUGCGAUCCCUAUGGCGACGAGGCGAGCACUCGACAACCCGAGGACACCCUUUUCCGCGCAACCGACGUAUCCGUACGAGGAACUUCUCCCCUGCUUGGACAAUUGCCGCAGGGUCGACCGCAAAUGUCCCGUCUUUCUCGGGUUCCGCUGCCCUCUUCGUGGUAUCACGGCCAAUCAGAGUUACGCAUACUGCGGUCCUGACAAGGAAGAUCGUGGGCGGUGUGAGGGCGAGACUGACGGAGGCGCUGACAUGUGGGGCAAUGUUUGGUGCAACGGAUUUCAAUUGUAA
Molecule: messenger RNA, 1773 nt
Organism: Filobasidium floriforme
Lineage: Eukaryota; Fungi; Basidiomycota; Tremellomycetes; Filobasidiales; Filobasidiaceae
Product: stretch-activated cation channel Mid1
Exons: 3
Coding region: 1-1773 (590 amino acids)
Biological process (GO): calcium ion import across plasma membrane
Molecular function (GO): calcium channel activity
Source: RefSeq, a predicted model, not a curated record